This is a messenger RNA of Thlaspi arvense, 309 nucleotides long. The record is from the annotation of a GenBank genome assembly. Lineage: Eukaryota; Viridiplantae; Streptophyta; Magnoliopsida; Brassicales; Brassicaceae.
AUGGAUAAGGUACAGAAGAUGAUCUCCGAGAAGUCGGUAGUGAUCUUUAGCAAGAACUCUUGCUGCAUGUCUCACACAAUCAAGACUCUUUUCGUAGACUUUGGUGUCAACCCAACAGUAUAUGAGCUAGACGAGAUCAGCAGAGGAAAGGAGAUUGAGCAAGCAUUGGCUCAGCUUGGCUGCAGCCCGACUGUGCCGGUGGUGUUCAUAGGAGGUCAGCUAGUGGGAGGAGCAAGUCAAGUCAUGAGUCUUCACCUUAAUCGCUCUCUCGUUCCAAUGCUUAAGCGCGCUGGCGCACUAUGGCUUUAA